UCUUCAUCACCUCCCACCGCCCGCUUCCUCUUCCUUGAACCUCCUGUCUACGUCUUCUCAAUCUCUCUCGCGCAAAAACACGAACGCCUUCAGAGCGAAAAAAAAAAAACCGAAGCCACAACUGUUUCCAGGGGCAAAAUGGCUUCAGAGCAAACCCAUGGGAGCGAUGACAGAGAAGUUCACAGUCCAGCGGAGCUCGCAGGUACCCAGUUCGAGUCUCUCGCCGAUAAAGUAAGGGACGUUGAGAUCUCUGGCGACGAAAAAUCGCUUCGGGGGAGAGAAUCAGAAAUGCCUUCCCUGGAAGAGAUCUCCGAGUACAGAGCGAAGGCGCAGCAGAGAUCUAUUGAGGCCAUCAGGGCAGCCGAAGAACGCUACGGCGCCACCAAGAAAAAAGAGAGCCUCGCGCGCGCGGCAGAGAAAGUGAAGGAGUAUGCUCGGCAGAAGGCGGGGGAGGCUACGGAGGUGGUGGCGACGAAGGCGGAGGCCGCCACUCAUCAUGUUGGGGACAAAGCUGCGGUGGCGAAAGUUGCUGCCGUCGAAACUGCCAAGUCUGCUGCUGGCUACGCAGAGAGAUUAGGAGAUCCACCAGAAGCUCCUCAGGAUCAGCCUUACAUGCCCUCAAAUGCAGAAAUCAUGGCUGCCAUUACUAGUCUCACUGCUUCCUUUAAUGAAUUUAAGGCGUCGAUGCAAAGCUAGAUAUUGGAGCUUGCUACCACAUCCCAUGCGUGGCACACUAAGCUUCACACUCAAUUUACGAAGUUUGAAUCGGUCGUCAUGACAAAUUUUUACAUCCUCCAUAAACGCCUAAGGUAACUAAAUGAGAAUGAUGAAGACGAGGAGCAUAUGGAUGUGAGUGAUGAUGAGGAAGGACCUGCAGAUGGUGAGAUCUAGAGGAGACACAUAGCAUCAGCUGCCUCUCUUAUUUUCCUUUUUGCUCAUAUACUUGUUGGGUCUGUAAUAAUGAUACUGUUUUUAUUUUUGCUUCUACACUGCAUUUUCACCCACCACACUUACAUACAUAUGAUGGUUACUUCCUUUUCGUGGUGGUUAUUUUGAUCUAUCUCAUUUUGACAUGCAUUUUUAAA
Malania oleifera is the source of this 1085-nucleotide messenger RNA. RefSeq names its product seed biotin-containing protein SBP65-like. Bases 139 to 696 code for a protein of 185 amino acids. The record is from RefSeq and is a predicted model, not a curated record. The transcript is spliced from 2 exons. NCBI's taxonomy places the organism in Eukaryota, Viridiplantae, Streptophyta, Magnoliopsida, Santalales, Ximeniaceae.